UUCAGUGCGGAAACUGAGUUGAGUUUUGGAGACGGCUUUCACCUCACUUUGCCGGAAAUUUCAGAUUCGCAUCGAGUUUCCCCCCUUUCAGAAAUUUGUAGCGUUACACCGAGAAAGCACGCUCGGGGGAACUCGGAGCCAUGCGGCCCGCUCUGGCGCUUCGGCCGUCGAGUGUUUCGCGUUCGUUAGGCCCGCGUCGCGUCGCCAGCUUCCACCAAUGCGCAUCUCAAUGGUCCAGCCGGUCGGUCGCCGAACUCCUCCAGUGGAGGCCGACCGAGAAAGUCGAUGAUGUAACCGUCAACGGGUUCGUCCGAUCUGUCCGGUCCAUGAAGACGCAUCGUUUUGUCUCGCUCGGCGACGGAUCUUCGCUUGCACCGCUUCAAGCGCUCGUCCAGGCGGACGAUGCAAAGGACUUGGCCGUUGGCGCGGCCGUCCGUCUCACCGGCUCCUGGGUGUCCUCACCCGGAGUUGCUCAGAGCCAUGAGUUGCAUGUAAGCCGGGUCGAGGUCUUGGGGCCGUCCGACGCAAAGACAUUUCCCAUUCAGAAGAAAUACCACACCCCCGAAUAUCUCCGUACCGUUCCGCACUUGCGGCCGAGAACUCCAGUCAACAGCGUCCUGUUGAGAUUGCGCUCGGAGGUUAUCGCAUCCUUGACUCAAUUCUUUGCAGCGCGAUCUUUUACCCAAACUCAUCCGCCCAUCAUUACGUCGUCGGAUUGUGAAGGCGCCGGUGAGGUCUUCACGGUGAUGCCAGCCAGCGACGCUCCGGCGACCGGCAGCAAUAAGGACAACUCCCAAGCGUUUUUCUUCCGCUCCAAGAAGUAUCUCACCGUCUCCACGCAACUCCAUCUGGAAGCCCUUGCUCAGGCGGUGGGCAAUGUUUGGACUCUGUCACCCGUCUUCCGCGCCGAGAAGAGCGACACCUCCAGGCAUCUUAGCGAGUUUUACAUGCUCGAGGCCGAGAUGAGCUUUGUGGAUGACCUUGGCCCGGUCAUGGAUCUAGCCGAGGAUAUGCUACGCUCCCUGAGCAGCAGUCUUAUCGAGUCGUCCACGGUCCGGGAUCUUCUCUUCCGAUCUCGCAACAGCGGCUCGGAUCUGGCACCCGCCGACGAGGUUAGGCGCCGCUGGGAAGGCCUAACACGUCAAGACUGGCCUCGAAUCACCUACUCAGAUGCUGUCGCACUGUUACAGCAGAAGUCCGAUCUCUUUGAACACAAGCCGACUUGGGGCGCCGGGCUGCAGUCUGAGCACGAGAAGUUCCUUGCUGAGUACGUUGGGGGCGGUGAGAAGCCGGUCUUCGUCACGAACUAUCCCCGAGACAUCAAGGCAUUUUACAUGCGCGAAACCCAACCGGCAUCUCCUCAAGUGCCCGGACCAACCGUCGAUUGCUUUGAUCUGCUGGUACCCGAGUUCUGUGAGAUUGCCGGCGGGUCAAUGCGCGAGCACCGUCUGGAUCCUCUUUUGGAUGCGAUGAAGCGGCAUGGGAUUCUUAAACCACCACUAGAAGGGGCCUCUGACGGAUCCUCCUCGAGCGGUCUAGACUGGUACGUUGACCUCCGCCGUUGGGGCUCCCCGCCACAUGGCGGGUUCGGCGUGGGCUUCGACCGGCUCCUCAGCUACCUAUCCGGUGUCCAAACAAUCCGAGAUAUCGUCGCGUUCCCACGCUGGCAUGGGCGAUGCGACUGUUGAACACAAGAAAGCGCAGCAUCUCAACGAUUCUCAAGGCUCUCUCGUGCUCCCCUGUUUCUGCCGUGCCCACUACUCCUUAGCCACUAUAGAAC
Molecule: messenger RNA, 1780 nt
Organism: Thermothelomyces thermophilus ATCC 42464
Lineage: Eukaryota; Fungi; Ascomycota; Sordariomycetes; Sordariales; Chaetomiaceae
Exons: 3
Coding region: 141-1688 (515 amino acids)
Biological process (GO): asparaginyl-tRNA aminoacylation
Cellular component (GO): mitochondrion
Molecular function (GO): asparagine-tRNA ligase activity; ATP binding; nucleic acid binding
Source: RefSeq, a predicted model, not a curated record